GUAUCCUAAAAAGACGGAAGCAAGUCCACGACACAACCGGAAGUUUACAGUUCAGCAUACUUACAGCGUUGUGAAGUAAUCCUGUUCGAUAUUUUUUGGGCCUUUUUCUUGCAUUGUAUUAUUAACAAACGCAACAAUGUCAGAAAGAAAAGUCUUGAAUAAAUACUACCCUCCAGAUUUCGAUCCUGCCAAAAUCCCAAAGCUUAAACUACCCAAAGAUCGUCAGUAUGUGGUCAGAUUGAUGGCUCCAUUCAAUAUGAGGUGUAAAACAUGCGGCGAGUACAUCUACAAGGGAAAGAAAUUUAACGCACGUAAAGAGACCGUUCAGAACGAACACUACAUGGGACUGCCAAUCUUCCGAUUCUACAUCAAAUGCACCCGGUGUCUUGCUGAGAUCACAUUUAAGACUGACCCAGAGAACACGGACUACGCCAUGGAGCACGGUGCAACGCGUAACUUCCAGGCUGAGAAACUAAUGGAGGAAGAGGAGAAGAGAAUCCAGCAGGAAAGGGAAGACGAAGAGUUAAACAACCCCAUGAAGGUGUUAGAGAAUCGCACAAAGGAUUCCAAGAUGGAGAUGGAAGUUCUGGAGAAUCUCCAGGAACUGAAGGAACUAAACCAGAGGCAGGCUCUAGUGGACUUCGAGGGAAUGAUCGAUCAAUACAGAGAGCUGGAAAAGAGAGAGAGAGAAAGAGAAAAAGAAGAGGAUGAGCGUGAAACAAAAGAGAUGUUGGAGCGUGUGCUGGUGAAGAGGCUGAGGGACUCUGACUCUGAUUCAGACAGAGAAGAGGAGAGCAGCAGCAGCCAGUCAAAGAAGUCCUGUGCAGAUAAACCAACAGAUAUCCUCACCACUGAUAAAGCAGCUGAUGUGCAGGGAGCUUCAUCUGGGGGAGGAAAGAGGACCAAGGUGGAGAGCUGGGAGAAGAGUGUUGGAACCCUGGGAGGUCGAGGGGCACUUAGCUCCCUGGUGGUGCGAAAGAAACCAACAGUGAUGGAUAAAAGACCCAGUACAGAUGGAGCAACUGCUUCUCUUGCAUCACGAUCAGAUUCAAAGGCAUCAACAGGUCCUAAACCCAGCGUUUCCCAAAACGGCUCAUCAUCGCUCAGUCUGCUGGGGGCGUAUUCAGACACUGACAGCGAAUGACACAGAGAUGAGGAGAAGAAAACCUGCUGUGGUCGACCUUUCCACUCAGAAACUAAAUCAUAUGAAAGUUCUGGAUAUUGGUUCAUGUUAACUGAAAGGCAGUUAUCUGGAAAAGUAUAUUUUUUGAUUUAAAACAAAAAUAAAUUAAUUCUGUAACAUUUUAAACAAAGCUUCAAUUAUUCCAUUAAAAUAUUUCAUUCAAACUUGA
This is a messenger RNA of Girardinichthys multiradiatus, 1352 nucleotides long. RefSeq names its product YJU2 splicing factor homolog (gene yju2). The record is from RefSeq and is a predicted model, not a curated record. The transcript has 8 exons. Bases 137 to 1144 code for a protein of 335 amino acids. Lineage: Eukaryota; Metazoa; Chordata; Actinopteri; Cyprinodontiformes; Goodeidae. Gene Ontology annotation, biological process: mRNA splicing, via spliceosome. Gene Ontology annotation, cellular component: U2-type catalytic step 1 spliceosome.